Nanorana parkeri is the source of this 1475-nucleotide messenger RNA. It is a transcript of the gene TEAD1, whose product is annotated as TEA domain transcription factor 1. Bases 261 to 1475 code for a protein of 404 amino acids. Gene Ontology annotation, cellular component: transcription regulator complex. Gene Ontology annotation, biological process: regulation of transcription by RNA polymerase II; embryonic organ development; hippo signaling. Gene Ontology annotation, molecular function: DNA-binding transcription factor activity, RNA polymerase II-specific; RNA polymerase II cis-regulatory region sequence-specific DNA binding. The record is from RefSeq and is a predicted model, not a curated record. The transcript is spliced from 13 exons. NCBI's taxonomy places the organism in Eukaryota, Metazoa, Chordata, Amphibia, Anura, Dicroglossidae.
UAAAGUUUAAAGAUGUUUUCUUUCCCCCCUUCUCCAGGGCUUCAGCUCCUCUCCAAGUUCAAGUGGGAAAGUGUCUGGAGUCAGCGGAAUCCCAUCCUGUGGAGAACGCUCGUUGCAAACCCGAAAGGAUUCCUCCCAGCAAACUUCCCUUCUGGUUUCUCUCUGUCCGGCGUCCAGGCUUCGGCUUGGAUAACCCAGCCGCAACCAUUGAGCCCAGCAGUUGGAGCGGCAGCGAAAGUCCUGCCGAGGACAUCGAAAGGAUGAGCGAUACGAAUGAGAAACCGAUGGACAAUGACGCCGAGGGCGUCUGGAGCCCGGAUAUAGAGCAGAGCUUUCAAGAAGCCUUAGCCAUCUACCCACCGUGUGGGAGGAGGAAAAUUAUAUUAUCCGAUGAGGGCAAAAUGUAUGGUAGGAAUGAAUUGAUAGCCAGAUACAUCAAGUUACGGACAGGCAAAACGCGGACCAGAAAACAGGUGUCUAGUCACAUUCAGGUUCUUGCCAGAAGGAAAUCUCGUGAUUUUCAUUCCAAGCUGAAGGUGACAAACAUGGAUCAAACCGCCAAGGACAAAGCAAUGCAACACAUGGCGGCCAUGUCCUCCGCUCAGAUUGUAUCCGCCACUGCCAUUCACAACAAGCUGGGCCUCCCAGGGAUUCCUCGCCCGGCCUUUUCUGCUGCAACCGGGUACUGGCCAGGAAUGCUCCCGACGGGUCAGGCCGGAUCCUCACAAGACAUCAAGCCAUUUGUCCAGCAAGCAUAUCCCAUCCAGCCCACCGUCACAGCACCAAUUACAGGUUUUGAAACUUCAGCACCGCCUGCCUCCACAGUCCCGGCGUGGCAAGGCCGGUCCAUAGGCACAGCCAAACUCCGAUUGGUAGAGUUCUCAGCGUUUCUAGAACAGCAGCGGGACCCAGACGCCUACAACAAACACCUCUUUGUGCACAUCGGACAAGCCAACCACUCGUACAGCGACCCCCUGCUCGAGGCCGUAGACAUCCGCCAAAUUUACGACAAGUUCCCCGAGAAGAAAGGGGGCCUGAAGGAGCUGUUUGGGAAGGGGCCCCAGAAUGCCUUCUUCUUAGUGAAGUUUUGGGCCGACCUGAACUGUAAUAUCCACGACGAUGCCGGGGCAUUCUACGGGGUAACGAGUCAGUACGAGAGCUCGGAGAACAUGACCAUCACCUGCUCAACUAAAGUCUGUUCGUUUGGGAAACAAGUGGUAGAGAAAGUGGAGACAGAAUAUGCAAGGUUUGAAAAUGGCCGAUUCGUGUAUAGGAUAAACCGCUCUCCCAUGUGUGAAUAUAUGAUCAAUUUUAUUCACAAGCUGAAGCACUUACCGGAGAAGUACAUGAUGAACAGCGUGCUGGAAAACUUUACUAUUUUGUUGGUGGUAACAAACAGGGAUACACAAGACACACUACUGUGCAUGGCGUGCGUAUUUGAAGUGUCAAACAGCGAACACGGAUAUUUCUUUUAA